UCAACACAUUUCUUCUCAUCGUCUUUCCUUCUUAUUCUCUAAACUAAUUUCUGAUAUUUUCUCUCAUAAAAUUUGGAAAACAGGAGCUGUUUUUCCACCACAAAUUGAUCAAUAGCAGAUAACAAGCAAGGGAAGAAAAUUUCGUUGAGACGCUCUAGCAGACAUGCAAAAAGCAAAGACAGUCAGUGCAUUGUGAAUGAUGUCCCUUGUAAAACUGUUCUCCGAGAACGGCCAAACAAGUGAAGAAUUUCUAUGAAUCAAAAAUGGUUUGUUAGUUCAACCAAGCAUGAAUCCCAUGCAGGUUUUACUCCAUCCGGUCUUUGACCAACUUGGAGAUGUUGAAGACAGUGAUUUACAUAAAGCAGCACGAGAUGGUAACUUGGAUCAGAUGCGAUCCCUUCUCUUAGCUCCACACUGUACUCCGCUUGAUAUCAACCUGAAGAACUGCAUGGGACAAACACCCCUGGCACAAGCAGCUGCUGGAGGUAAUCUAGAAUGUGUAAAGUUACUUCUGGAGCAUAACUGUAUUACAUCUACCUCAGACAUCAAAGCUCAAACGCCUCUCUUCCUAGCACUUCGAAAUCAACACUUUGAUGUUGCAAGAUUUCUUCUCAUCCAUGGUGCAAACCCAGAUGGAGAUUUGGCUAAUGCUGCAACCCCACUCUGUCAUGCAGCUUGGCAUGGUGACCUAGAAGCAAUAAAGUUGUUGCUUGAAUUUGGUGCUGAUGUUAAUCUCAAGAAUCAGAAUGAUAUCAAGAUUGAUUAUCAAAGGCCACUAAGUUUGGCUUUUGCUUAUCAACAUUUGGAAUGCGUCAAGUUAUUAUUGAAAUCAGGAGCAGACCCUAACUUGUCUGGAUAUUUCUGUCACCGAGCAGUCCGGAAGAAAUACUCCAGUAUAUAUGUCCAUCUCUUUUACCAGUUUGGAAUUAAUAUCUUUCAGAAGGAUAAAUCUCUAAUGUUUGCUUGGGAAUUAGACAAUGAUCAAAACGAGUGUGUCAAACUUCUUAACAUCCUCAAAGAAACUCCACGGCAGCUAAAAGCAUCUUGCAGGAUAUGCAUUUGGAAACAUAUUGGAUGGCAAAGAAUAAAGAAAAUCAACGAGCUAGUGAUGUUACCAAAGUUUUUGAUAUCUUACUUGAACUAUGAUGAUCUGUGUGGUUGAAUUCUUGGCAACAAUGUUAAAAUUUCAUGCAAUUAUUUUAUGAUAAGCGUGUUUUGUUCUUAAUCUGAAAAAUGAUAUUUAGCAAAGGUUUUAAAUUCUUGUUGAAAUUAUAGUUUAAAAUAUUUGGGGUUUACAUUUGUUUUUCCUUGUUAUUCGAAUACUGCUGACUGGAGAUAUGUAAAAAGGUAAGGAAAGUGGCUUUAGGCUGAUAGGAAUGUGUGUAUUCUUCACAAAUAUUGCUUGUUGUAUUUGGAAAACUAUAGAUUUAAACUGCUGGCUUUCAAGUGAUGUUAAAGCUAUUGAAGUGAAUUUCAUUGACAACAUUCGGAAGUAAAUUGGGGAAAAAAACUUUUAAGUAAAAAAUAGAGUGAUUUGUUUCUCAUGAUAGUAACUAAAAUAAUCAAGGAGAAUUUCAAACAUGGGGCAAAGAGAAAAUUAACAGAAACUCUGUAAUAGCAAAAUCUCAUAGAAGUCACAAAAACUAAAUGUGAAGGUCAUAUAAACUCAUUAAGUGUUCUAUAUGGUUAACAUGAAAAUCGAAACUGAAGGAUUUAUGCAUUGCAAUUUACAAAAUCCAAAUUACAAAAGCAAUCUAUGAUCCUUUUUGCUGGCACAAAAAUUACAAUAGAUCAGCUGACAGUGAUGAUCUUAACGAAGGAAGGGUAAAACUGGUGAUACAUAAAUAAUUUACAUGACACCUUGCUCUCACUCUGUCUCUUUCUUUCUUUCUUUUUGUAUGUAUGUAUGUCUAUGUAAUAAUGCAUGCAUCAUACAUACAUACAUACAUACAUACAUACACACUCACUCAUGCAUACAUAUCCUGUGUAUACAGUUAGAUGUAUGACUCCUACUGUUCAGUUUAGAGCUCCAUGUAGAUUAUCAUCAUCAAGUUUGCUCUUAUUUUAGUGGCUUGGUUACUACUGUACUUAGUAGUAUUACUGGUUAUGAUAUACAGAGUAAAUAUAGGGAAAAUUGUGAUUAACACAAGUUUAUUUAAUUUGUUCCCUUACAUUCAUUUCACUGCUGUGGUUCUUUGGAACAUCUGUAUUGGACCUGUCGUGGUUAAGCAUCCAAUUGCACUUUGAACAUUCAAUGCAGAGGUUCCAAACAACCAUAUGUAGGGAAGAAAUAAUAUAUAAACUUGUGUUUAUCAAAACCUUUUAUAUCAAAGUUCCAUAAUACUACUCUGACAUUAUAAGAGUGAUGGUUAAGGAACUACUGUUAUAAAAGACAAUUGAACUAAGAUGUCAAAAACAUAGACUUGGAUGCUGUCUUGUGAUAUAGCUUGAGAUUGUAGUAAUGUUAAGAAAGAUGACAGAUUAAAUAUAAAGUCCAAUAGAUUGUGCUGCCCAAAAUGCCUUCAAUUUAUUCUGAUUUCUGUGGUACAGACACAUUGAGAUUUAUAUAACAGAAAACUCUAAAUAAACAUUUAUAAAACAUGUUAAGAUGUUCAUGCUUACCUCCAUUGUUAAAGAUUGUUUUGCAUAGCUGACAUGCUGAAAAAAGAUUACAAAAUUACCUGCCUAGCAACAAAAUAAAAUCUUACUCUGCUAAAGUCAUUGAAGACAACUUAGUUCUUCUCUGCAUGGUUCAAUCUCAACACUCAUCUUGUAAAUUAAGUUUGUUCUGUUGUGCCUAUCAUUAUUCUUUUAUUUAAUUUGGUGCUGUUAGAUGAGGUUAAGAAUCGAAGAUAUAUGCUUAUCUCAAAACUGCCACGAGAAACAUUGUUUUUAUGAUAUUUAGGACUGUCAGCUGUACAGUGCUACCGUGAUGUAAUUUAUUGAAACUAUUUUUGAAUAAUCUGCAGCUUUAGAUUGUUUUGAAGCAAAAUGUGAUAUGAAAAUAUUAAAAUCAAAUAUUCUUGGUGUUGUGAUGGAAUGUUUAUUUGCAGGAAUAUUUCUGUUGUUUUCCUGGCAAUUUAUGUUGUUAUUGCUGAAAUAAAUCGAAGAAAUUGUGUGUGCGCGCGUGUGUGUGUGUGUGUGUGUGAAUUGUGAUUUACAUUAAACUGCUCAAUACAGGGUUGUUGUCAAGAAUGUAAUGACUGGUAUUGUGUGUGUAUAGUUAAUUACUCAUUAAUAGUUUAUGUAGAAAAGAAGAGCAAAAUGGACCUUUCAGAAAAGACUAAAAUUGAACUAUUUUUUCAAACAGAAUGUGAAUUUAUUCAAGUGCUAUUUUCAUGAUAUUUAACUAUUUUGUCUGAUUAUUUUUAUGUCAAUUGUACUUACUUAAGACUUGUUAAAGUCUUGGUAAGCUGCUUUAACUUGCUGUUGGGAAUUCAUAUAUAUUCUUUUAUUCAGUAGUGAGUUUUAGGAUUGGUGAAUAUAUCGAUAAUGUCCUUUUAAUAAAUGUCUCAAUUUGAUAUUGCAUUGCUCAGCCUCUUAACUCAGAAUUAAAGUUACCUUUAUUCCAUUAUUUAUAAUGGAUUAUGAAUUUGCUACAAAUUGUGUAAAUAUGGAUUUUGCUGGAUGAAAAUACAAGAAAAAGUAGGGAAGGGAUUCCAUAAUUUCAUAUAAAACAAUUUGGCUUUUAUGGUAAUCUUACUGUUUAUUGAAUUCU
Messenger RNA from Octopus sinensis (East Asian common octopus), 3718 nucleotides. RefSeq names its product ankyrin repeat and SOCS box protein 12. The transcript is spliced from 4 exons. Lineage: Eukaryota; Metazoa; Mollusca; Cephalopoda; Octopoda; Octopodidae. Gene Ontology annotation, molecular function: protein binding. Bases 287 to 1162 code for a protein of 291 amino acids. The record is from RefSeq and is a predicted model, not a curated record.